AUGUCUGAUAACAGCUCCACCAUUCACCCCAAGAAGAACGCCCCUCCAGCAACCCUAUCCGAUUUCAUCGCGGAGGGCAAGAAGCCCGACUACAACACCCGCGGAUCCAAGAACAUGGGUCAAGGUGACGUUGAGGAAAAGAGCGCUUUCGACCAUUCCGCGCCUUUAGCUCAGGGAAAAGGACGUGAGGGUAUGGAGGCGAACAACGAGACAAGGGGAACGAAGAUGCAGAAGGGAAGCGGAAUGGAGAACACUGGUUGA
This is a messenger RNA of Morchella importuna, 261 nucleotides long. RefSeq lists its product as uncharacterized. NCBI's taxonomy places the organism in Eukaryota, Fungi, Ascomycota, Pezizomycetes, Pezizales, Morchellaceae. The coding region runs from base 1 to 261 and encodes 86 amino acids. The transcript is spliced from 2 exons. The record is from RefSeq and is a predicted model, not a curated record.